UAGAUAUCUAACUUGUUCGACGGGUAGUGAAAGUUGAUUUGGGACCCAUUUUAACAUAUAUUUAAAUAUUUGUUUAUAAAGAGAAAUUUCGAUUGGCAUUCGAACUUUGUACGUGGCUUGUGUGAUAUUUCUUAAUCUUAUCAAUUGUACGAUAAUCACAAUAAUUCGAACAAAUCUAAAUCGAAACACCUGUUCUACCUACACAUACAUACACAGAAAUUAUGGCCGCGCAGAGUAAGCUGAUCGAUGGAGCCAUCAAAUGCAGCUGCCAAGAGUAUAUGCAUCCGUGGACCGCUAGCUGUGUCAGCGGUGGUGCCGGCAUUCUGUUAGCGUGCACGCCCGCCUCGAUGCGCACCUACAGCGUCGUCUACCUGCUUGCGCUAGUGAUGAAAAUGCGUAUACCUCGACUUUUGGACAUUAAGCGCACGAUCAUUGGCAUAUUAACAUCAUCGGCCUUUCUGACAACCAAUGCGUAUCUCUUCUCCCUGAUGGUGUGCGUCGUGCGUCGCCUAGUGGGCGGCUUCUAUAUGAGCACUGUGGCCUUUAUACCUACCUUCAUUGCCAGCAUUGCGGCUCUCUGCAUUGAACGACCGGCGCGACGUACUCCACUUGCACUGUAUGUGGCCAACGAGGGCACCGAGGCACUCUGGAAUAUGCUGGAGUCCCGAGGCCUAGUCCGCUCCAUACCCAACGGACACGUCUUAAUACUGGGCUGCAGCCUAACAGCUUUGCUCUAUAUGUACCGUAGAGGCGUGCACAAGAGCAAAGUGAAAGACGUCACCUUUAAGGCUCUCUCAAUACUCAUGGCAAAGGGUGAAGAGGGUCCCAUUAAAGCAUCCGAGGCGCCCACAACACAAACCUCUUGUCUACAUCCGUUCAACUUCGGCAGCAUAGCGGCCUAUGUCCAGCUGUAUGAUCGUCUACGUAACAGCAAGCAUCCCAGUUGUUCGCAUCGUGAAGGUUGCGGCACCUACGCCAUAGUAGGCGGCCUUAAGCCGUUUCUGGGUGGAGUUGGACUGCAAGUGGGGCUUAAGCUGCUGCUGAACAUAGGCCGGAUAGUCAAACUAAAGAUGGACUGGCGUAAACAGAUCUUCAACAAGAACUCACUGCAACUAGGCCUUGCUUUGGGCAGCUUCUCCCUGAUAUUUAAGGCUGUUUCUUGUGGUCUGCGAAUUACUUGUGGGCGUGACGAUGCCUGCUUUGCCAUACCCGCUGGCCUGUUGGGAUCGAUUGGGCUGCUGCAGUUCCCUAACAUCACGAUCUCACUGUAUGUGAUGUGGAAGACACUGCAAAUGCUCUACAACUGGGGCAGCGAGGAAGAUCUACUGCCCAAGGUACCACACUUCAAUAUGUUAUUAUAUGCAACCUUCACAGCUGUGCUCUUCCACUCCGCUAUUCUGGAGGCAAGCUCGAUACGCAACAGCUACUACAAAUUUCUAGAGAAUGUUUCCGGCAAAAGAAUAAAUCUUUUUGAUAGGCGCCCGUUCGAGUCAUUAGGGCUGAAAAGCCAUGCUCAACUACAAGAAGUCAUCAAACGACUCAAAAUAGAUAUGACGAACCCUUUGCCCAUAAUGCCUCUGACCGUUUAACAAUAGCAGAAUAAUCUUAAGCACAAAUUAUUUUUAGCU
Drosophila hydei is the source of this 1628-nucleotide messenger RNA. Its product is annotated as transmembrane protein 135-like. NCBI's taxonomy places the organism in Eukaryota, Metazoa, Arthropoda, Insecta, Diptera, Drosophilidae. The transcript has 4 exons. The coding region runs from base 222 to 1589 and encodes 455 amino acids. The record is from RefSeq and is a predicted model, not a curated record.